AGCUUCAUUUGUCACGCCACAGCGUACCCGCUCACGCAAACCACUGCGGGUUCUCUGAGCCGACGCGGCUAGCAAAUUUCCCUCCGUUUCAGAGCCGUGCUGCCGUUAUCAUGGCUCUAUACGAUUAUGUCACCAAGGAGCAGCUCUCAGGAUUUGAUAAAUAUAAGUACAGUGCGGUGGACUCCAACCCCCUUUCUAUCUAUAUCAUGCACCCCUUCUGGAACUCAUUGGUGAAGGUCUUGCCCACAUGGCUUGCCCCAAACCUCAUCACGUUCACAGGGUUUAUAUUCCUGGUAUUCACCUUCACCUUGCUGUCCUUCUAUGACUUUGACUUUCAUGCCUCAGGUAAAGGCUACCCACAUGUGCCAAGUUGGGUAUGGAUAGCUGCUGGUUUAUUUAACUUUCUAGCCUAUACUUUAGACGGAGUGGAUGGAAAACAGGCUCGGAGGACAAACUCCAGCACUCCACUGGGUGAACUGUUUGACCACGGCUUGGACAGCUGGGCAUGCGUGUUUUUCGUUGCAACCGUUUACUCUGUUUUCGGACGGGGUGACACUGGUGUCAACGUUGUAACGCUGCAUUAUCUUUUAUGGGUUGUCCUGUUUUCCUUCAUACUGUCCCACUGGGAGAAAUACAACACUGGAAUUUUGUUCCUGCCUUGGGGCUACGACAUAAGCCAAGUGACUAUCUCUAUCGUGUACAUUGUCACAGCAGUGGUUGGUGUGGAGACGUGGUAUGAGCCUGUUAUUUGGAAUAUUUAUUACAGAGACUUCUUUACCGUCAUGAUUAUUGCCUGCUUAUUUGUUGUAACAUUGCCAAUGAGCCUCUAUAAUGUCUUUAAGGCAUACCGUAAUAACACCCUAAAGCACAGUUCGAUAUAUGAGGCCUUGUUGCCCUUUUUCUCUCCAGUGCUCUUGUUUGUGCUGUCAACGCUGUGGAUCAGUUUUUCUCAGACAGCCAUCAUCGAAAAGGAACCCAGAAUUUUUUAUUUCAUGGUGGGCACAGCCUUCUCCAACAUUACUUGCAAGCUCAUUGUAUGCCAGAUGAGUAACACUCGAUGCAAGCCAUUGAGUUUGUUGUUGUUGCCGAUGACAGCUGUGGUGUUGCUGGUGAUCUCUGGAGCCCUGCAGAGCAGUGAAACACUUAUCCUGUACAUAUGGACCGCUGUAGUUCUCAUCGUUCACAUACACUAUGGAGUAUCAGUUGUAAGGCAGUUGAGUGAUCAUUUUCAAAUAUGCACCUUCUCGCUGAAGAAGCCCAACUCGGAUUGACAGGAUGAGAUGAAAAUCGGCCUGAAGGCUGCUGAGGUCUAAGCUAUCCCGGCAUAGUCUUCAGCAAGCCGACCUCCACCAGUCACCAAGGAGACACAGCUAACACCAGGAAACCAAAAUUUACUGACCAAACACGCCUUCUUUUUCUGUAAAUGCUGCUCCAUCAACAAGAUCGAAUGAGCCCAGAGAUGCAGCUGCAUCGCUGGGACCAAUGAGCCCAGAGGCAGAGCUGCGCCGGGAGGCCCUUUGUGCUUAGGUGUGGAGCUGCGCCAUAGGACCUAUUAUGCCCAGAGACACAGCUGCACCACAGGACUCGCUGAGCUCACAAAUGCAGCCGCACAACAGGACCUACAGUGCCUAGACUUGCAGCUGUGUAACGGGGCCCAUUUCUCCUCGAAAGAGCUGUAUUGUAUUGCUAGCUCAGGAGUGAAGACAGUUUGGUUGUCUGGUAUCUGUGAAGGUGGGAAUUGUGCUUGUUUCCUAAGGAAAUGUGCUUUUCGGCCGAGAUACUAGGAGCCUUUAACAGUUGAUGUAGUCUCACUCUUAUACGCUCUCUCUGAAGAGUUCAUUCAGUUCAGCAUGCCUCCGUCACAUGUAGCACAACACAUGAAAGUUGUGAUGAAUGUCUUUAGCUAAUUUGACUUGAAGAUUUUAUUUACAUAUAAUUUGGCCUCAUUUUGAAUUAGACAUCUUUUUUUUACUUUCCACUGUAGUUGCAUUGUUGAUUUAUAUGCACAGUAUAAACACAACUAAAAUCCAGUCUUAUUUUCAGUUAAUGUAAAGCUUAUUUAAUGUGUGCUUUUGCUGAUCUCUAACUAUGCGUAUAGGAUUAUAAUAAUGGAUGAAUAAUAGUGAACCUCAUUUAAACAACCACUAAAGAUGACUCGGUUGAAGUCUGAUUCCAAUUCAGUGAACACGAAAAACUAAUCAUGUAUAUCAAACACAGCUCAAACUCGAACCCCUGACAAACUGAAAGGUGGAAUAUUAAAUUCUGCCAUUUGUACUGGUAUAAGUAUCUUUUCUUUUUGUUUCCUUUUACAUUGGUGAUGGUGUAUCUGCAUGCCGAUUUUCAGUUUUUUUCUUUUGUUUCGCUUAACUAGUUGGCUUUUAUUGAGUUUAUUUGUGCUGGAAUGAAGAGUGCGCUUCAAACCCUAAACAGGAGAGGGUGCACUUGGAGUGAGCGAGUCAACCUCGCUCCGUUCUUUAAACACGAUAAAAGCACUAGUCUCUGUGCUGCCAACGUGACCAUUUAACAUGCAAACAACCGUGUGAUGGCCUGAGUCUGCAUUUGCUUUUUCUAUUUUUUAUUUUAUUUCUCUGGUGGAUUGAGGGAAAUAAUGUAAUAGGAAGUUUUUUUUAAAGCUAUCACUGAUUGUACAAAGUGUCUAUGAAUUGAAUGUAUGUGUGUGUGUGUGUAUAUAUACUGUACGUAUGUAUUUAUCUGUGUGUUUUACUUAUAUACUCACUCUAGAAACCUCAUACCUCCAUGUUUUGUUUUUAUGGGAUGAGUUUAUGAAACAAAACAAAUAAUGGUUAAACAUGUACAUAUGUAACCCUUUUCAUGUGGUAAUGGCAAUGUUUUGUUGUUGUUCAUCUUUUAUUUUAUUUUUAUUUUUAAUCUACAUAAUUCAAUGUAACAGAAACAUCUUUUUGUCCUCUUAAAAUGUCCUGUUAACCUUGAAUUAAUAAGAAAUGGCAUAGGCAAUGUAUUAUAAUGUUAUAGCCAAGUAAACGGUUCUUUAUAAUAUCAAUGUCUAAUUUCACUGUCCACUACACGCUUUAUAAUAUGCAUAUAUUAUAUGAUAAAUUUAAAGCAGUCCUGCAUUUAACCAUAAUUUAGAGGAACUGGUCAACUUCAUGUGCAAGUCUUUAGUCAUUACAUUACUUAGCCAGCUGAUGGCGCUUGUUUCCUUUUGUUUGCACAUUGGCAUUAACUAUGUCCUUGUCUUUUGGUCAGUGAGUGAUCGUCAGUCCCUGAUUGGGUUGGUGAUUAAAAAAUAUUGAGGAUGUGCUAUCACAUCUAGAUUGAAUAUCAAUAAUGUGACUGCUUGAUGUAUUCAUUUUGGUUGUAUUACUAUUGAUUUUUAAAUUGUGACCAUCCUCAUAAAUGUGAUGGUUUCUAAGCCAUAUAGGUUUCAGGAAUACACUUAUCAACUUGUAUAUGCUUUGAAAAUAAAUUGUAUGCUUUUUCUUGAUUUAAAAUGGGUUAAAACACUGAAACCUCUGUAUGUUGUAAAACUAAAAUCAGCCAUGUAACUUUAUGCUGUGCUGCCUCAUUAAAUGUAAGUGUAUCCACAGUA
Messenger RNA from Misgurnus anguillicaudatus (oriental weatherfish), 3571 nucleotides. RefSeq names its product selenoprotein I (gene selenoi). Gene Ontology annotation, molecular function: ethanolaminephosphotransferase activity. NCBI's taxonomy places the organism in Eukaryota, Metazoa, Chordata, Actinopteri, Cypriniformes, Cobitidae. The record is from RefSeq and is a predicted model, not a curated record. Gene Ontology annotation, biological process: phosphatidylethanolamine biosynthetic process. Gene Ontology annotation, cellular component: endoplasmic reticulum membrane; Golgi apparatus.